GCGAGGACCACUCACAGCGGCCGCGCACUCUCAACUCUCUCUCGACACUGCGCACGCAACAGAACAGGGAGACAAAGCUAUAUCCCCUGCCCCACGAGCCAGCUCAGCAGGGCUUGCCAUCUAGCCUAGAUUCAUAGCCUCAACACCUGCAUGAAUCGGAGAUUGACGACGUCGUAUCCUUUACUGGACCCAAGACGCCCACUUCACCCCCUUCCUUGAGCAUUGACUCAAGGUGAACACAACUCAUACCCCUUCACGAGAAAGGGACGGCUCGAAACCCUUGCUCAGGAUCCAGGCCCCAUCCAUAGCUUCCACGUACCGCUUCGAUCUCGCAUUCUAGGCCAAACCCCAGCGCUUGGACGACGGCGUCCGCAUUUUUGACUCCUACACCCAUCCUUGAAGCCGACAACAUCAGACACGAUGAGUGGCCGACCCCCGCGGUCCGCGAGCAUCCCUAUCCCGAGGACCGCCUCAGCAUCAUCCUCCGCGCGCAACAUCGAGUCUGUCAUCUCCAUCCCCUUCACGACCUCCGCACGCACGCGCACGACGUCCGCGCACCACGAGCACAGAAGCAGCGGUACCCCGCGCCCAAGCAGCAGCUACACUACUGACCCAGCCCCUGCACGCCAUGUCUCGAGCUCGCUCCCUGCCCGAUCGAGCGCCCGCGCCGCCCCCUUUGAGCCCCGCAUUAUCCGCGCAGACUCCUCGGUGUGCGCUACCUCCCCGCCCGCGAACCCCUACAGCACCUCCGCCAUGCGCCGCACGAGCUCGUCCUCCGUGCGCCCGGCCCCUAGCAUUCACCGCCACAAUUCCACGGGCCCGGCGCCUGCUGCUGGCCCCUCUGCCCCCGUGAAUUUCCCGCGCCCCGCCUACCUCGACGCCUCGAUGCUCCGCGACAGGCUGCAGACGGAGCAGUACACGGCGCUGCCGCCCCGGCGCACUACGAGUGUCGCUGACCCGCGGGCUCACGUGCGCGGGUACGGUGCGAUGUCGCCGUUCUUCGACAGCGACGACGACGAGAGCACGGCGAGCGGGUACACUGGGCGUCCUGCUGCCAAGGCGCCGUCGCCCCCCGCGAUCGCCGCGGACGAGGUGCUAAAGCUGCCCUCCCGCUGGAGCGAGCAAAUGCGGCACCCGCUGCUCUCGGUCUCGCCGGACGGGCGCGAGCUUUCAUACGAGGGCAUCUCGUGCAGCGGGGACCGCGACGCUGCUGCUGCGCGCACGAACGUGCCCAUCCCUCCCGCGUGCGGGAUCUACUACUAUGAGGUGACCAUCAUCUCGAAGGGCCAGAAGGGCCACAUCAGCAUCGGAUUCGCAGGGAAGGACGUGAAGCUGGCGCGCCUGCCUGGCUGGGAGCCGCACUCGUAUGGGUAUCACGGGGACGACGGACUGUCCUUCGCGGCGCAGAAGGACGGCACGCCGUACGGUCCUGUGUUCGGGACCGGGGAUGUCAUCGGGUGCGGGAUUGACUUCACGAUGAACCGCGCUUUCUACACGAAGAAUGGGGCAUUCAUUGGCCACGUCUUUGACAAUGUAGGGAAGACAUUCCCGCUCUAUCCCUCCGUUGGCCUGCGUCACGCUGGGGAGAUGGUCCGUGUCAACUUUGGGCACGAGCCCUUUCGCUUCGAGAUCGAGCACCAUGUGCUCCAGCAGAAGGCGACGGUGUGGAAUCGCAUCCUCGAGACGCCCGUGGACGUUAACGCGCUGGCGCGCGGGAUCAAGCAGGAGGCCGAGGAGCCUGGCCCUGCGUCAGAGCGUGACGUCUCUGGCGCGCUGCACCAGCUUGUUAUGUCGUACCUCGCGCAUCAUGGUUAUACGCGCACGGCGCGGGCGCUGCGGCAGCAGGCGGCGACGCGGUCUUCGGCGAAGGCGGACACGGACAUGGACGCGGACGCGGACGAUGCGGAUGUCGUGCGGCGCACAGGGAUCGUCAAGGCCGUCAACGAGGGCGACAUCGAGCGGGCGAUCGAACAGACGCGCGCACACUACCCAGGCGUGCUUGACGCGGACGAUGGCAUCAUGCUGUUCAAGCUGCGCUGCCGCCGGUUCGUGGAGAUGAUUCUCGAGGCCGCGGAAGAGAAGAAGCGGGCUGUGGCCGAGGGCGCUGUUGACGGCGCGGUUGGCUCGUUCGACACGCUCGACGAUGAUGACGAGGAGGACGACUCGAUGGACAUCGACGAGGGCGCGACAGCCCUGAAUGGCGGAAGCAGCAGCGAGUCGACCAUGAGCGCGCACGAACGCGCGCUGCAGGCCGCUCUGCUGUAUGGCCGUGCCUUGUGGAAUGACUACAAGCGUGACCCGCGGCCGGAGGUGCGGGCGCUGUCGGAGCGCACGUUCGGCAUCGUCGCCUUCGACGACCCGCUUGAGGCGGGCGGCAUCGCCGCGGAGGUCGCUGGGCAUGCGGCUCGCACGGAACUGGGUAACGAGCUGAACCAGGCGAUUUUGAAAUCGCAAGGCUCGCCCGCCCACCCCCCGCUCGAGAUGCUUUUUCGGCAGGUGUCCGCCUGCGUGCAGGAACUCGGGCUGCUUGGCGUCGGCGAAGCCGCCUUCGCUGACGUGCCCGGCGAAUUCCUGGAUGCGUAGGCCAUGCUAUUAUUAUGGGAUAAGUGUACGCUCAGGGUGCUGCUACGGAUGUGUUGAGGAUUUGCUGCUGCUGCUUCUGUUACUCUUUUUGCUAGUCUCUGCUGUACAACAAUGCGAAUGUAAAGUAUGCUGUGUAUUAUUGACUUCGCUAUCGCUGCCAAUAAAGGAUAUUCCCCCGCUU
Messenger RNA from Schizophyllum commune H4-8, 2764 nucleotides. Its product is annotated as SPRY-domain-containing protein. Gene Ontology annotation, cellular component: cytoplasm. The coding region runs from base 421 to 2583 and encodes 720 amino acids. The transcript is spliced from 4 exons. Gene Ontology annotation, biological process: cytoskeleton organization; cell surface receptor signaling pathway. NCBI's taxonomy places the organism in Eukaryota, Fungi, Basidiomycota, Agaricomycetes, Agaricales, Schizophyllaceae. The record is from RefSeq and is a predicted model, not a curated record. Gene Ontology annotation, molecular function: protein binding.